CGCCUCGUCCGGGCGCGUCGAGUGUGCGUGCGUGCGUGCGUGUUUGCGUGUGGUCACAGUUCCCGCCAUCAGCCGCUCUCCCUGACUAGGGGGAGUGAGCGGCCCCUCUCCUCCGUGCCCGGUGUCCCUUCCUUCCUUACCCUCGGCUCCUCCCCCUCCGCGCGGACUCUGUGCUUCCGGCAGGCCGGUGCAGGGCUCCGGACCCGCAGGCACAGCUGAGUUGAUGGCUUCCCGGAGAACUGGCAUAGCUGCAAAAUAUGAGUAGUUCCCCAAGAAGAGUGCAUUGCCUUUGGCACAAGGAUCAGAAUAAAGAAUCUGUCAGGUGAAGGUAUUUUUGCUUUUUAAUUUGGCUAGAAGCAAUUUAUUUUUAAAGAAUGUCUCCUCUGAAGAUACACGGUCCUAUCAGAAUUCGAAGCAUGCAGACUGGAAUUACAAAAUGGAAAGAAGGGUCCUUUGAAAUUGUGGAAAAAGAGAAUAAAGUCAGCCUAGUAGUUCACUACAAUACUGGAGGAAUCCCAAGGAUAUUUCAGCUAAGUCAUAACAUUAAAAACGUGGUGCUUCGACCCAGUGGAGCAAAACAAAGCCGCCUAAUGUUAACUCUACAAGAUAACAGCUUUUUGUCUAUUGACAAAGUACCAAGUAAGGAUGCAGAGGAAAUGAGGUUGUUUCUAGAUGCAGUACAUCAAAACAGACUUCACGCAGCCAUGAAACCUUCUCAGGGGUCUGGUAGUUUUGGAGCUAUUCUGGGCAGCAGGACUUCACAGAAGGAAACCAACAGGCAGCUUUCUUACUCAGACAAUCAGGCAUCUUCAAAAAGAGGAAGUUUGGAAACUAAAGAUGAUAUUCCAUUUCGAAAAGUUCUUGGUAAUCCAGGUAGAGGAUCAAUUAAGACUGCAACAGGAAGUGGAAUAACUGUCACCCGGACAAUUCCCUCUUUGACAUCUGCAUCCACACCACUUAGAUCAGGGUUAUUAGAAAAUAGGACUGAAAAGAGAAAAAGAAUGUUAUCAUCUGGUUCAGAGCUGAAUGAAGAUUACCCUAAGGAAAAUGAUUCAUCAUCGAACAACAAGGCUAUGACAGAUCCCUCCAGAAAGUAUUUAACCAGCAGUAGAGAGAAGCAGCUGAGUUUGAAACAGUCAGAAGAGAAUAGGACAUCAGGGCUUUUACCUUUACAGUCAUCAUCCUUUUAUGGCAGCAGAACUGGAUCCAAGGACUACUCCUCUGGUAGCACUAACUUAGACAGGACUAAUGUUUCAGGCCAAACUCCCUCUGCCAAAAGAAGUUUGGGAUUUCUUCCUCAACCAGCUCCUCUUUCUGUUAAAAAACUGAGGUGUAACCAGGAUUAUACUGGCUGGAACAAACCAAGAGUGCCCCUUUCCUCUCACCAACAGCAACAACUGCAGGGCUUCUCCAAUUUGGGAAAUACCUGCUAUAUGAAUGCUAUUUUACAAUCUCUGUUUUCACUCCAAUCAUUUGCAAAUGACUUGCUUAAGCAAGGUAUCCCAUGGAAGAAAAUUCCCCUCAAUGCUCUUAUCAGACGCUUUGCACACUUGCUUGUUAAGAAAGAUAUUUGUAAUUCAGAGACCAAAAAAGAUUUACUCAAGAAGGUUAAAAAUGCCAUUUCAGCUACAGCAGAAAGAUUCUCUGGUUAUAUGCAGAAUGAUGCUCAUGAAUUUUUAAGUCAGUGCUUAGACCAGCUGAAAGAGGACAUGGAGAAGUUAAAUAAAACUUGGAAGACUGAACCUGUUCCUGGAGAAGAAAAUUCACCAGAUAUUUCAGCCACCAGGGUGUACACUUGCCCUGUUAUUACUAACUUGGAGUUUGAAGUUCAGCACUCCAUCAUCUGUAAAGCAUGUGGAGAGAUUAUUCCCAAAAGAGAACAGUUUAAUGACCUCUCGAUUGACCUUCCUCGAAGGAAAAAACCACUCCCUCCUCGUUCAAUUCAAGAUUCUCUUGAUCUUUUCUUUAGAGCAGAAGAACUUGAGUAUUCCUGUGAGAAGUGUGGUGGGAAGUGUGCUCUUGUCAGGCACAAAUUUAACAGGCUACCUAGGAUACUCAUUCUUCAUUUGAAACGGUAUAGCUUCAAUGUCACUCUCUCACUUAACAACAAGAUUGGGCAGCAGGUCAUCAUUCCAAGAUAUCUGACCCUAUCCUCUCAUUGCACUGAAAAUACAAAACCACCCUUCACCCUUGGUUGGAGUGCACAUAUGGCAAUUUCUAGACCAUUGAAAGCUUCUCAAAUGGUGAAUUCCUGCAUCACCAGCCCUUCUACACCUUCAAAGAAUUUCACCUUCAAAUCCAAGAGCUCCUUGGCUUUAUGCCUUGAUUCAGACAGUGAGGAUGAGCUAAAACGCUCUGUGGCCCUUAGCCAGAGACUUUGUGAAAUGUCAGGCUGUGAACAGCAGCAGGACGACCUGGAAAAAGAUUCAAAACCAUGCAGAAUAGAGCCUGAUAAGUCAGAAUUGGAAAACUCCGGAUUUGACGGAAUGAGCGAAGAAGAGCUGCUAGCAGCUGUUUUAGAGAUGAGUAAGAGAGAAGCUUCACCAACUCUGAGUCAUGAAGAUGAUGAUAAACCAACCAGCAGCCCAGAUACCGGAUUUGCAGAAGAUGAUAUUCAAGAAAUGCCUGAAAAUCAAGACCCUGUGGAAACUGAGAAGCCCAAAACAGUCACAGAGCCUGAUCCUGCCAGUUUUACUGAGAUAACUAAAGACUGUGAUGAGAAUAAAGAAAACAAAACUCCAGAAGGAUCUCAAGGAGAGGUCGAUUGGCUCCAGCAGUAUGAUAUGGAGCGUGAAAGGGAAGAACAAGAGCUUCAGCAGGCAUUGGCUCAGAGCCUUCAAGAGCAAGAAGCCUGGGAACAGAAAGAAGAUGAUGACCUCAAAAGAGCAACAGAGUUAAGUCUUCAAGAGUUUAACAACUCUUUUCUGGAUUCAUUGGGUUCUGAUGAGGACUCUGGCAAUGAGGAUGUUUUAGACAUGGAAUACACAGAAGCUGAGGCGGAGGAACUGAAGAGAAAUGCAGAGACAGGAAAUCUUCCUCAUUCUUAUCGGCUCAUUAGUGUUGUCAGUCACAUUGGUAGCACAUCGUCUUCAGGUCAUUACAUUAGUGAUGUGUACGAUAUUAAGAAGCAGGCAUGGUUUACUUACAACGAUCUCGAGGUAUCUAAAAUCCAAGAGGCUUCAGUGCAGAGUGAUCGGGACCGAAGUGGUUACAUCUUCUUUUAUAUGCACAAGGAGAUCUUUGAUGAACUGCUGGAAACGGAAAAGAAUUCUCAGGCACUUAGCAUGGAAGUGGGGAAGACCACUCGUCAGGCCUUGUGAGGAACAAACUCCUGGCUUGGCAGUGUGCACUGCGUAUUCCCUCUUAUUGCUGCCCACCUCACCUUUCCUCUGCCGAGGAGAAUUUGGAAUUCUACUUGAUGCGGGAGCAACAAACAGCUCAGGGCCAAACCAAAAGACGAAAAUUGCAAUUAUGUGGAACGCUCCAUGCUAAUUGUUUUUAUGGAAACUUUGGUCUCACAUCUGUAGCUGAUUAUCCUCUUUUUCUCCUACAAAAGUGGCACUUCCUUUUGUCUUAGGAAUACAUGUUGUACAUAUAUAUAUACACAUACAUAUAUAUAUAUGUACAUACAAACACGUGCACACAUAUAUGUGGAAUGAAUGGAGCCUUAAAGAGUUAGGAGGAGCCACCAGAGAAUGCCUGCUCAAAAUUAAUAGCACAGCAGUUUGGAGAAGAAAUGAAGGUGUCAAAGAGUCCAUUCACCUGAGAGAUGUGUAAAGAUAUACAUAUCAGUUGACAUUUAGCUUUUCUGUUCCUUGAGUAGUUUCACUCAAGUAUAUAAUCUUUCAUGUGUGUUUCUUAUUAGUAGAGUUCACUGGAAAGCCAGCUCUCCAUGUUACACUAAUGACAGUUUGUCCUCCUUGCAAAGGAGAGACAUUUCUGCCACCUGGCGUGAGGAGCUUUUUUAAAAAAAUUAUUUCAUGGAUUUGUGAUGCUUUUGCUGUUUACAUGCAGUCCCAAGAAAUGGAUUGUUGGUGCUUUGGAAUGGGUUAUGGUCCCGUUUGGUAUUUGUUGUAUACUUUGUAUUUUCUUUAAAGAGGUUCCUUCACACAGUAUAUUCAUUGUAUAUCAUCUAUAUUAGUAUGGUAGUGAAGGUAAAAUCUUUGUUUUCUUCUGUAUCAUUCUUCUGUGGAGCGAGCAUUACCUUAAUAGAUCACAACCAAACUGUAAGAGGUAGGAAAAUAAUAAUCCCAAUUGGAAUUCCCCAGCAAGGAUAUUUGGGAUUAAGGAAGAAUGCUGGCAUCUGUCUCAUACAUGGAGGGGAUCCAGAUGAUGAUUCUUGUAUUAAAGCUGAAAACUCUGGACCACUAGAAGCCCUACUGCAAGUGGGAAAAUUAAGUACAUCAGCUUAAGAGAAAGCUUGAACAUUUAAUCAUUUGCUGUCUGGCUUUGCCCUUAAAACAGGGUGAGAAUUAGAAUGAGAUUGGUUUAGGUAAUCCCAAGAACUAACAAAUAACAAAGGUGCAUGAUACAUUUUAUCUUUCUGGGUGCUUUGAGUUGAGACUAAGUGGGAGUGCAACAUUAAGUACCACAUUAGUCACUCAGCUGGCAUAACCAGCUUGGUUAUUAAACAGUUUAUGAAACCAUAUAAAGAAUGAGUUUGAGAGCAGAAUUCUAUCCACAAAAUAAUUUUGUAAGCCCAGGAAUCCUUAGGCUCACACAGUGAAGUAUAGCAAAAUGCAAUCUUCAGUAUUUUCUUACAUGUUUUUCUUGCUUUUAUCAUCAACAAGGAGGUAAUUCUUAGUUCAGUUCUGAGGUAGGGACAAAACCACAUCAGUUUUUCAGGGGAGGAAACAUGUUAAAGUCCAUCAUCACAGAAGAUGCAACAUCUUUUCUGGAAGAUUGCCUUAAGAGAGCUUCAGCCCCACACUUGGACAUGUUCUGACAUAGUAACUUGUUCUAAAAUUUUCUGUUUUUAAAUCGUAAAUGGCCCCAGCACAUUGGUUAACUACAGAUGAAAGCUCUGCCUCUUACCAUUUACCUAUACACUACUAUAGUGAAUGUCCCGAAAUGGUGUGCUGGUAGGUUAUCCAUGAGUAAUAUAGAGCAGAAGAAGAUACUUGUUUUAAAAACUACAGCUUUUGCUGGAAAAUAACUGGUUUUCUCCAGAAUGAGUGAAGUGAUGAUCAAAUUCUAUAACUAAUUAGGACUUCUCUUCCACAUAUUUGCAUUUGAGAGCUUCAAGAGGUGCUGUUAAAAAUAUGACUGGAAAUAUUUUGAAGUGGGGGAUACGUUAGGGCAUAAAAAAAUAGAAAUGAUGCCAUAAGCCUGAUUGUCCAGAAGUGCCCUCAUUUGACUUGUUUUUUGUAGUGUGUGUGUGUGUGUGUGUGUGUGUGUGUGGUUGGUUGGUUGGUUGGUUGGUUGGUUUAGAAGUACACGUGGUUCAAAAACCUGGUUUGAAAAAAAAAAGAAAAGGAAAGAAACUUGGUUUGAUCUUCAUUUCUUGGUCUGGACUUGUUAGUUGAAAAUAGGUUACUGAGGUAGAUGAAUUUUAUCAUUGCUCAUGUGCUUGCAAGUUUGGGAUAUGAAUUUUCCUUGGUAGCCCAUGCAUUGUUGUGGCCUGGUCAGCCUUCCUCUCUCCCUGCACUCCUUUAUUUCCCCUUUCACUACACUUUAUUUCUCAUUUGGGUUCAGGGAAGGGUUCAGGACUACAGUUGGCGAUUUCAGAGGGACCGCAUUGUAGGGAUUUAUUGUUUUUUUGAGCUGGCUGUAUAUAUUUAAAAAUUGUAAGUAGAUAAUAUAUUAUUUUUUUGCACAGUAUGAUCAGUUUGCUCAGAAUCAGAGCAGGGGUGGGGGGACAUUUGAUGUGUUGGGGCCAGGAAGGGACAAGUCAGAUAAGGACAGAGUGCUUCAGUCCCGGGCAGCCCACACAGCCACCUAUUUUCUAUUGAAAAUACCAAAUGUGGUUACAUUACUUUAGAUGGCAUUGAAUUGGAACUUGACAGCACUUAGUCCUGCAGACAACUGAUCUUAAUUGAAAAUUUUUGGAAGGGAAAAACUAAAAGUCAAACUUACUGACUCUUAUCCCCGAGUAUUUGGAGAAUUAGAAGUUGCAUGUGCCCAGACGGCUGCUGUCCCUUUAGUAGCCAUGACCUUAAUCCAGGCCCAUGAGAAGAUAGACACUCUGAUUUGUGGGCAAUGUAUUUAUAUGUGUGUGCUCACUCAUCCGUUUUGUCUCAGCAGGAUAGAAUAAGAAGAAGCAAGUCCAUGAAUUGUUCUUCUAUUUAUAUUUUGAUUCCAAAAGCUAUUUGUUUACUUGCCAGGGUCUGUUAAUUUCAGGCCUAACUUAAUGGCUCAGUAACAGAUGUAACAAAUGUAAAUGUGUUUACAUUUUUAAAAAGUAUACAGUGAUACUUAGAGAUCAGCUGAUUAACUCUGGGAGGCAAAUAUUAGACUAUACAUUUCUUUACUUCUAAUUCAAGUGUAGAAUUCUUCCAAAAGAGAAACUGUAAGAAUUAAACCCUCACCAAGUGAAUUCAUGAAUUUACUUAUUCUUCUGUAUUGCAGUUACCAUUAUGUAACUAUAUAAACAUAGCUCUACACAUGUACAGCUACAGAUAUAGUUGUAUAAUGAAAUUUGGAAACACCUAAAUUGAAGAGAUUUUUGGCAGUGUCUAUAUAGUUAAGUGUUAGAGUAUAGAGAGAGCAUGGGAGUGAGGUUUGGAGACAUACAGAAAAAAAGUAGUUGUAAACUCCAUGGUCUGAAAAGAGUUUAUAUUAAAACAAAUAAAAACAUUACUCUUCUUCUUUCUUUGUCCUCUGAAAUGACUGCAGUGGAUACUCCUAGUCAGCCAAACUUUUUUUUUCUCUUUAAAUUGGCAUUCCCCACCCCCGGUGGUCUUUAGUCGGGGAAACAGAGCUAGAUCUCCCAAGUACAUUCAGAUCUUGUAUAUAUAUAUAUGGAGAUUUUUAGAAUAAUGAACAACCCAGUACCAGAUGCAAGUCCCAUGGGUGUCCCCCCAAAACACCAAAACAGGUGUAUCCUUUCCUUCUCCCCAUCUUGCUUUACCACUGAGUAAUGCUCUCUUUAAGUGUGUACAAAACUGAAUGGAUUUCUGCCAUCUAAUAUCUUUCAAAUGCAUUACUUCAAAAUUCUAAUUUUGUCUCUAUUGGUAUGUCUUAUUAACAUCUGAAAAACAUAUUUUAUUGGGAAACUACAGUUUGGUCGGCCUUGAGAGUUUUGUGACAGUUUUUUGCUCUUGUCACCACAAUCACUGACUCCUUUAUGGCAUGCUUUGAUUAUUAGACUUCAGGCAGUCUUUUCUGUUGUAUCAUAUUUAUACACAGUAAAUUUUUCUUUCCAUGUGUGCUAUAUGUCUGAGGUUUCGAAGUUUUUAAUAAAAAGUGUGCCAGUAUGAGUAAAAGCAGUUGAUUUUAGAAUAUUGGACUUAAAGUACAUUAAGAGGUUCAAAGUAUAGGCGAAUUCACUGGUGAAACAAUAGAGGGGAUGAGGGUCUGAAUCAAGACCCAAGUUCAAUAGGUCAAAUGCCAAAACAAGAGCAAUCAACUGACCUGGCCUGUUUCAAGAACAGAGGGGAUGCAGGGAGUGAGACCACACACUUCUCGUCCCCAAGGCUUCCCUCCCUCUCUGAGCUUGCCCUUCCAUCCCAAUUCCUCUGGCCUGUUGUCAGUGUUGUUUACUAUAGAGAGGAAAACCGAAGGAAGGGUCCUACACUUUGCCUAAUUGAGCCACUACCAGAUUUGCUGGCAGCUUUGGCCACAUUAUUUGUGAGGUGAUUUUCUUUCUUUGUGUUCAGAGUGACUUGAUUCUGAUUCUUUAUGUUGUUUCGUAUGGAGCGGCACUUUAUCUGUGUUUUAGCAGAACUGUUCCUCUGUAUCCUUUACGGUUUUUCCUUAUUUUUGUUUCCUUUUAAAUUAUGCAUAGAGUUUUUUGUGUGUGUGAAAUUAAAGCCUUUAUUAACCUUG
Molecule: messenger RNA, 7986 nt
Organism: Canis lupus familiaris (dog)
Lineage: Eukaryota; Metazoa; Chordata; Mammalia; Carnivora; Canidae
Gene: USP37
Product: ubiquitin specific peptidase 37
Biological process (GO): protein deubiquitination
Molecular function (GO): cysteine-type deubiquitinase activity
Source: RefSeq, marked provisional